Molecule: messenger RNA, 1071 nt
Organism: Pediculus humanus corporis (human body louse)
Lineage: Eukaryota; Metazoa; Arthropoda; Insecta; Psocodea; Pediculidae
Exons: 8
Coding region: 1-1071 (356 amino acids)
Cellular component (GO): endomembrane system
Molecular function (GO): acyltransferase activity
Source: RefSeq, a predicted model, not a curated record
AUGGAACAGGAAACUAUUUAUGCACAGCCAUCAAGUGAUCAUCUUUUUAUACGAGUUUUAAAAAGGUGCAAAUCAUUUUUUCGUGUAAUAUUUGUUAUUAUCAAUAAUGUGUACUGUAUUCCUACAUAUGUUGUAUGGAUGAUGAUGUUAUAUCCUGUUAAAAAAUGUCAUCCAGAUUUGUACUAUCGUAUAGAAGGUUUAUUUUUUCAUUGGCUUCUUGCUAUGGUUGCUAUGUGGAGUUGGUCUGCUGGUUACGACAUUGUUGAAAUGGGAGACGACAUUGGAGUUUGUUUGGAAGAACGUACCUUAGUUCUUGCCAAUCAUCAAUCAACAGCUGAUGUUCCAUUGUUAAUGGCAACAUUUAAUGCUAAGAAAAAUGUUUUACCUCACCUUAUGUGGAUAAUGGAUCGUGUUUUUAAAUUUACCAAUUUUGGAAUUGUUUCUGUACUUCACGAAGACUUUUUUAUAGUUUCAGGUAAAAAUCGUAGGGAAGAAUCUCUUCAAAGUUUAGCAAAACAUUUACACAGUUCAUUUAUUCCGAGGCAAAGAAAAUGGAUUGUGCUUUUUCCAGAGGGCGGGUUCCUUCGGAAAAGAAGAAUUACUAGUCAAAGAUAUGCAGAAAAAAACAAUUUGCCGAUAUUAAAAAACGUUUCAUUACCAAGGGUGGGAGCUUUGCAAGUAAUUAUGGAAAAUUUGGGACAUGUAGAUAAUGUUAGUGACAGUGAUGAAUCUGAAUCUGAAAAUCAGAAAAUAAAAAGCAAUAACGGUGCCAGAAUAAGAUGGAUUUUGGAUAUAACAAUAGCAUAUCCUCAAGGCGUGCCUUUAGAUUUGCCAACGAUAAUAACAGGAUCUAGACCGCCAUGUCAAACACUUUUAUUUUACAGAUUGUACAAAAGCUCUCAGAUUCCUGAUGGGAAAGAGGAAAUGACCAAUUGGUUGUAUAAAAUUUUUCAAGAAAAAGAAGAAAUGUUGGAAAAAUUUUACGCCACUGGAGUUUUUCCCGUAAAAGAUUUUUGCCGGUUUCCCAGUCCUAAUCGUCUUAUAAUUCAAGACAAUUUGAGUGUUCAUUGA